AUGUCGGCAAGCGAUGACGCCAAGGGCAUGAUCGCCCAGGAGGAGCGAGAGCUGCGACGGGUGUUCGACCACCUUAGCUCGUACCGUCAGAAGAAGAGAUUGGCCCACACGAUAAACGACUGCAAAGAACGACGUCAGCGCUUGGAGGCAAAUAAGAACAACCCCGAGGUGUCAGCGUUGCUCAACGAGAAAGGAGCAAAGAUGACACGUGAUGAGAUCGAGGACGAGCUACGUAAAGUUGACCAGAGCCUGGAGAAAGCCGUCGCCGACCAAACUGCGGUGCAGAACAGCAACGCUCAUAGUCGCGUGAUCAAGAAUGAAGAUCUUUACGAGGCCAUUAAAGCGUUGGGUAAGGUGUGCUCGAAGAAGGAGAUCGGCGACAUGAUCUGGGAGGCCGACGAGAAUCUGGACGGCGUCGUGGACUGGGAGGAACUGCGCGCCAUGUUCAAUCGAAACCUGCUGGACAGAACGGAGCUGGAGCCGGCCAACCUCUUCAACGUUGUCCAGUUCAUGACGUACGACAAGAAGAACUGCGGAGUCAUUACCGCAGAUGACACCAUGGCCAUCCUCUUUGCGCGCUACGGCCAGUCGCAACUCGAAAUGCGCAUGAAGCAGCUAUUUGGUGACAGCGACGAGCUCACAUUCGUUGAUUACCUGGAGCGUGUAGGCAAACAGCGGCGCUCGAACGUCGAAGCGCGAGCGAAGGCGUAGAUAGGCAGCUCUGCAGAGACAAAAAUAUAAGAUGGAGCUUACGUUGAAGC
Phytophthora nicotianae INRA-310 is the source of this 761-nucleotide messenger RNA. RefSeq lists its product as hypothetical. The transcript has a single exon. The record is from RefSeq and is a predicted model, not a curated record. The coding region runs from base 1 to 711 and encodes 236 amino acids. Gene Ontology annotation, molecular function: calcium ion binding. NCBI's taxonomy places the organism in Eukaryota, Oomycota, Peronosporomycetes, Peronosporales, Peronosporaceae.